Molecule: messenger RNA, 7124 nt
Organism: Caenorhabditis angaria
Lineage: Eukaryota; Metazoa; Nematoda; Chromadorea; Rhabditida; Rhabditidae
Source: the annotation of a GenBank genome assembly
AUGUGUCUGAUUUUUCUGAAAAUUCUGAUAUUCUUGAAUUUUUGCGCUAAAAAUUACCACGUGGCAAAAGCACAAACUUCUAACGACUAUAUCAAUUUUGAUUAUGACGAAGGCGAUUGGAAAAUCGACGAAGUUAGCCGAAUUCUCAAGUCUCAUGGGAAUUAUAGCAAAAAUGACUAUCCGAUGAUGGAUCGAGGUGAGAUUUUUGGGAAAAAUGGGAAAAAAUCCGAUUCUCCUUGUGAUUACGGUCAUUUUGACACCCAUAUUUCCUAUGUUCCUUUAAAUUUUCUUAAAGGCGCAUAGGAGGGUCUCGCCACGAUCUCCCUUUAAACCCAACAUUUUCCCAAAGAAAAACAUACCAUUAGAUUUAGAAUUCUGAGAUCUACAAGAUGCACUAGAUCUCGCAGCGAAACAAGCUUUUUGGGAAGAAAAAGUGACCCCCUCCCUUUAAGGUCUGACAGUUUUUACUCUAGACACAUGAUAAAUUUUGCCACGUGGCAAUUUUCGCGCUUUAGAACUCUAAGAAUCUUUCACUCCAAACCAAUAGCAUCAUUUUGACACCCAUAUUGCCUAUGUUCCUUUAAAUUUUCUUAAAGGCACAUAGAAGGGUCUCGCAACGAUCUCCCUUUAAAUUCAAUAUUUUCUGAGAGAAAAAUAUACCAUUUUGCUCAGAAUUCCGAGCUCUACAAGAUGCACUAGGUCUCGCAGCGAAAUCUUGAUUUUUUGGAAAAAAGGUGACCCCCCCCCCCUUUAUGGGUCUCGUCACGAUCUCCCUUUAAAUCCCAUAUUUUCCCAGAGAAAAAUAUACCAUUUUGUGCAGAAUUUUGAGCUUUACAAGAUUAUCUGGGUCUCGAAGCAUAAAUCUGACAUUUGGGGUAUUUAGGGUAACUUCCUUGUGUGCCCUAUAAUUACAGUAUCCUCUUUAUUUUCCAGAAUCAAGAAGAAAAAGUGCUGGCCAUUUUUCUUUCUCCGUGAAUAAUUGACUCAAUUUAAGUGAGUAAGAAGGAAAAAACGGGAAAAAAGUAGCACUCUUCCUUUUUUUCUUCAGCUUCUUCUAACUAAUUUCCUCGCAUUUUUUGCUGUGCGAGCCUAACAACACAAUAAAAAAAGGAGAUGAGCCAGGAAAUUUGAUUAAUAUUAUAUAAGUAAGAAAGGAAUGCGCAAUAAGUCGAGCGAAAGGAAAUUUGAUUAUGUGAGAGGUGUUCCUUUAAUCAAGGGGUACUGUGGAUUGAGUUAUCCCAAAAUUCAGAUUUCGCUUCGAGACCUAGCGCAUCUUGUAGAGCUCGAAAUUCUGAAUCUAAUGGUAUAUUUUUAUUUGGAAAAUUUCAUAUUUUAAAGGGAGAUCGUGACGAGACCCUCUCAUGCGCCUUUAAAACUUUUUCACCUUUUCUCCCAAAAAUCAUGCUUUCGCUGCGAGACCUAGUGCAUCUUGUAGAGCUCGAAAUUCUGAAUCAAAUGGUAUAUUUUUCUCUUGUAAAUUUUGGAUUCUAAUCGUGACGAGACCCUCCCUGUGCCUUUAAAAAUCUAACUUUUACCCUGAGCAAUAUGGGUGUCAAAAACACCGUAUUUUCCACCACAAAACUACAAAGUCUAUCAAAAUUCCUCAAAAUUUCUUCUCAAAAAUCGCCCCAGGGGAAUAUAUGUUGUAUUGUGUGUCCUAUCAAUCCACAAAAUGUCAAAAGAGGAACAAAAUUUUUUGAAAAAAAAAUUUUUUGGUGCUGGGAUUCUCCACCAUACAUACACCAAUGAGCAUUUUCAGCAAAAAAAAGCUGAAAAAAUUUUUUUCGUCUGUUCACGGCUCAACGCGUUUGGGGAAUCCUAUCCGAGCUAGUUUUUUUGUCAGGCGCCAAAAAAACUCAAAAAAAAUUUUUUUUUUUUGAGUUGAGUUGCGCGCGAACAAAAAACACAAAGGAGACAAUUAUUAUAGCCAUUUUUGGGACCAAAAAUUGUCGGAAUUUUUGAGGAAAGGGAAGCUGUGUAGUUCUCGAGGAGAAUCCGGAAAAAUUAUCGAUUUUUUGAAAAUUUGAAAAACAUCAGAUUUGGCGGGAAAAAUCCUUGUGGCAUAGAUUUUUUGAAAAUUUCAAAAACUCAAUUUUGGCGCUUAAAAUCCAAGUGGCAGAAUUUUUUUUUGAAAAUUCAGAUUUUUCCGCUUAAAAAUGUGUGUAGUUCUCGAGGAGAAGUGAAAAUUAUCAACAAAAAAAAAUUUUUUUUUUGCAGAUAAACCCACAAAUGUGACAAUACAAAUGUACGUGGAGGGAAUGUCGUCGUUUCGCGCGCAAACUAUGGUAGGUUGAAUUUUCGGCGCCAAAAUUUGAUCUACCGUAUUUUUUGGCGCCCAAAAUAGACCUUUUGUUUUUCAAAAAAAAAGUUCACACCUCAAAAAUCCGGGGAUUUUUGAGCAGAAUAAUUAUCGGACCUUGAAAAAAUGUUCUACUUUUUUUGUUUCCUGGACAAAAAAAAAACUUUUUUCCUUGUACCCAAGUUUUCAUGAAUUAUUCAAAAGGCACAGAAAAUAAUUAUUUAGGGGACCUUUUUUUUCUCAAAAAAAAAAAUUGUUUUUUUUUUGAUAAUUUUAUUACAUCGUAAUAAAGAUGACAGAUGCUAGUCUCCAAGAAAAAAUUUUAAAAUUUUUGAAAAAUGUUUCGUCGGCGAGAUAAUUGAAAUGAUUGACAAGUGACAAAAAAUUUGUCUGCGGCGGGAUUUUUUUCAAGGAAAAAAUCGUUUCAGUGGUCCUUAGGGGUUGAAUUUAAGAAAAAUUCAUAGAAUUUCGCGUCAGGACCCAGAAAAUCCAAAAAUCUAGGUGCUCACGGUCAUUUUGACAUCCAUAUUCCCUAGGUUAGGAAAAAAAAAUUAAAGGCGCAUAGAAGGGUCUCACCACGAUCUCCCUUUAAAUUUCAGAUUUUUACAUCGUGAAAUAUACUGUUGAAAUCAGAAUUCUGAGCUCUAUAAAAUGCACUAGGUCUCGUAGCGAAAUUUCGAAUUUUGGGAGAAAAGGUGACCCCCCCUCCCUUUAAGGGUCCCACCACGAUCUCCCUUUAGGCUCAAAAGUUUCGAGAGAAAAAUAUACCAUUUUAAUCAGAAUUCUGAGCUCUACAAGAUGCACUAGGUCUCGAAGCGAAAUCAUGAUUUUUGGAAAAAAAGGUGACCCCCCUCACUUAAGGGUCAUACCUCGAUGUCCCUUUAAAUUCCAGGAUUUCAUAUCGUGGGGUAUACCGUAAGAUUCAGAAUUUAGAGCUCUACAAGAUGUACUAGGUCUCGGAGCGAAGUUCUGAAAUUUUCUGAAAAGUGACCCAACCCCCUUAAGGGUCUCACCACGAUGUCCCUUUAACCUCAAAAGUUCCGAGAGAAAUUUAUACCAUUCAAAUCAGAAUUCUGAGCUCUACAACAUCCAAAAUCAAAAAAAAUUCCAGGAUUUCCAACUGGACAUCUACUUCCAAGAAAUGUGGGACGACCCUCGCCUACGUCACAACAAAACCAAGCGAAUUCUAGUCAAAGAUCCGAAAAUCUUUGCACUUCUCUGGCAUCCCGAUCUAUAUUUCGCAAAUGCUCGCACAGCCAGUUUUCACGACGUGACCCAGCCCAAUUUUUUGGUAUGGAUUUAUCCGAAUGGCAGUGUCUGGUAUGAUUGUAGGAUUUCGUUGACCGUUUUGUGUAUGCAAGAUUUGUCGAGAUAUCCGCUAGAUACUCAGAAUUGCGGGCUACGGAUUUUGAGUUGUGAGUUUUUUGGUGAAUUUCAUGAUCUUUAGGUGAUUCCGGUCAGUUUGACACCCAUAACGCCUUGGUUUCUUGAAAAAAAUUUUAAAGGCACAUGGGAGGGUCCCGCCACGAUCUCCAUUAAAACCGAAUAGAUUCCCAGAGAAAAAUACACCGUUCGACGCAGAAUUUUGAGCUCUACAAGAUGAGCUAAGUCUUGUGAUGAAAUUCGAAAAUUUGCGAGAAAAGAUGACCCCCCUCGCUAAUGGGUCCCGCCACGAUCUCCCUUCAAACCAAACAAUUUCCCAGAGAAAAAUAUACCAUUCGAUCCAGAAUUCUGAGCUCUACAAGAUGAAUUAGGUCUUGAAGAAACCCCCCUCUCUCUUCAAAAGUUUUCCGAUUAAAAUCGCAUCAUCUAAUCCUAAUUUCCAGACGCCUACGACAUCGACGAACUGAUCAUAAAUUGGGCUGCGCCAGACAAAGACGCAGUCGUAGUCAACAAGAACAUCCGAAUGCCCGAUAUGAAGCUGAUCGCCCAGAAGAUCUACACAAAGAACGACACUUAUGCUACAGGUAGGUGUUGAUGAUUCGAAUCAGAAUUCGAAAUUUCUUGAUUUGGGGAGGAAAUUUAAUGUGAUUUGAUUUGUGCACUAUAAAAUGCGUGGCGAAUUUGGAAGAAAUAUUAUUUUUAACCAUGAAGUUCCUGGUGUUGGUUUCGAUUGUCAGCGGAUUGUCAGCACUCAAUGUGACAACAACUCCGGAAGCCCCGAGAAAUAUCAGCAGAAAGGCUGUGAAUCUAGCUGGAAACCUGUCAUCUACCCUACCACCAAGGAGUUCGGGAGCUUCACAGAAUGUUAGCAGAAAGACUCGAGCUGGAAACCUGUCUUCCACUCUUCCACCAAGAAGUUCGGGAGCUCCGAGAAAUGUCAGCCGAGCUAGAAACCUAUCAUCUACCCUACCACCAAGAACUCCUGGAGCUCCGAGAAAUGUCAGCCGAGCUGGAAACCUGUCUUCAACUCUACCCCCAGCUUCAGGAGCCCCAAGAAAUGUCAGCAGAAACACUCGAGCUGGAAACCUAUCAUCUACCCUACCACCAAGAACUCCUGGAGCUCCGAGAAAUGUCAGCCGAGCUGGAAACCUAUCAUCUACCCUACCACCAAGAACUCCUGGAGCUCCGAGAAAUGUCAGCCGAGCUGGAAACCUAUCAUCUACCCUACCACCAAGAAGUUCGGGAGCUCCGAGAAAUGUCAGCCGAGCUGGAAACCUAUCAUCAACUCUACCCCCAGCUUCUGGAGCUCCGAGGAAAGUCAGCAGAAAGUCCGUCGAUCUUUCGAGUGCCAGCACUGAAUCUCCAAUAUCUGCGUCUUCAUUCGCAUCAGUUCUCAGCGGAAUCGCUUCAAACUUGGUAGAAAGUAGCUCAGCUUCAUCAAUCGUCAAGCAAAUCGCACAAACUCAAAGCGGAUCUUCGCCAGUCCCAUCAGACAGAACAAUUGUCAACAGUUUACUCGAAUUCCUCCGCAAAUCUGCUUCCAGCCGUCGGACUGCUGCAUCUACCGUGUUCACCACCGAAAAUCCCAGCACAGCUAAAUAAUUUGUGGAAGAGUAAUAUUUUAAUAAAUGAUUUCGAGAAAAUUGGGUGAAAUUUAAAUUCGGCUUGGAUCUAGGCUUGGGCUUGGGCCUGUUAGGCUCGUUUUGGACCUGGACUGGGGCAUUUUAGGCUCGAACAUCUUACAAGGCUUUUUAAGCUCUAAGAGUUUAGGCAUAGACUUGUCAGGCUGGUUAGGCCUGCAGGUAAAAACUUUGCUAAGCCUGAGCUUAAGGUCUAAGGUAAGCCUAAGCCCAAGCCUAAAAAAAUGGAAGUUACCAAUCAACCUUAAGCCUAAGGUAUUGGCUAAGCCUAAGCCUGAGCUUAAGGACUGGGAUAAGCCUAAGGUCCGAGCUAAGCCUAAGGUGUUGGCUAAGCCUAAAGUCCGAGCUGAGCCUAAGGUGUUGGCUAAGCCUGAUUCCGUCCGCAAGCCCAAGGUUCAGGCUAAGCCUAACUUAAGGACUCUAGGACCUAGACAAAGUUUAGGCUUACCAAGCUACCUUAAAUCCCUAUUUUUGCCACGUGACAUCCCCAACCUCCCAAAUUUUCUAGGUAUCUGGUCGGUAGCCGUGGUAGAAUUCCACGUGGAACGCGAAAUCACCCAUCACAUCAUCCAAUCCUAUAUUCCCACCUCACUUAUCGUCAUCAUCAGUUGGUUCAGCUUCUGGCUGGACGUGGAAGCGGUACCCGGACGGGUUUCGCUAUCUAUAACCACGCUGCUCACAUUGGCCACGCAGAGCAGCGCUGCGAAAAUGGCUCUGCCACAGGUAAGCCUGGGAAGGUGCUUCAGAAGCUUUAGAAUCCUCUUACAGUACGAAAAUCCGAAAUUUCCAGGCUUCCGACGUCAAAGCCAUCGAUGUUUGGAUGGGAACUUGUAUGGCUUUUGUGUUCUCGGCAAUGAUUGAGUUUACGGUGAGUAUUGAGCUACAGUACACCCUUCAAUCCAGUUUUUAGGCCGUGAAUUAUUGUGUUCGCCGAAAGCCUCGCAUGAAGCCCAAGUCGAAAAGUUUAUCGGAACAAGUUCAAGAUCUGGUCUCACAGUACAAGGAGAAGAAGGCGGAUUUUGUGAGUUUUUUGCUUCAAGACCUAGAUUAUCUUGUAGAGCUUGAAAUUCUGAACAAAAUCGUAUAUUUAACAAUGGGAAAAUCUAGGGUUUAAAGGGAGAUCGUGUCGAGACCCUCCUAUGCGCCUUUAAAAACAAAAAUUAAAAUUUUCACUAAACCUAGGCAAUAUGGGUGUCAAAAUGAUCGUAACUACCUGGAGAACAAAAAAAAACAAAAUUUUGUAGUUCUCAAUCUCGUGGAACUUUUUUCUCAAAAAUUCAGAAUUUCGUCUCGAAACCUAGUUCAUCUUGUAGAGCCCAAAAUUCUGAACAAAAUAGUAUACUACACUAUAAGAAAAUGAUGGAUUUAAAAGUAGAUCGUGUCGAGACCCUCCUAUGCGCCUUUAAAGCCAUAAUACAACAUUCUACGGAAUAUAGGCAAUAAGAGUAUCAAAAUGUAGCAAAUUUUUGCAGUUCUCCAACUCUGCGAGCUACGAAAUCACAAUGCAACCAGCUCAAGUGCUAGUGGAAGAAGAUCCAAAGCUAGCAAGAAAUUUCGAGAAGAAGGAGGUGCGCGAAAUGAAUCAGGCUCCACUAUUUGUGAGACGGAAUAUGCUACCACAAAACAAGCGAAAAACAAUUGAGGAGCGAAUAAAUCGAGUUGAGGAAAAUCGAAAAUAUGCGCAGAGUAUCGAUCGAUGGAGUCGGAUACUGUUUCCGAUCGCUUUUUUGAUUUUUAACGGGAUUUAUUGGAGCUAUUAUUUGGUUUAUGUGAAUUGUGGAAUUCCGGAUUUGUUGUUGUGA